AUGGCUCACCAACUCCGCUUCGCCUGCCGGCUAUUGGUCUGCUGGGUGGUGGUAACCGUGGCAGAAGGACAAAAAGCAGUAGCCACCCCUCUUAGAGGUUCACAAGAUGAUGGAGGCCCUACAGACUGCGAGAUCUUUACACUCACCCCUCCACCCACCAUAAGGAACCCGGUGACGAGGAUUCAGCUCAUCCCAAGGACACCCAAGUGUCCCUUUCACUUUUUUCCACAAGGGCCUAGAGUCCACAUUAGGUUUCCAAACAGACCUUUCCUUCCUCGGAAGUGCAAUCGUCGUUUUCAGUUUCGUCCGUUCUUUUGGCCACACAGUUGCCUCACUCCUCAUUACAGAUACUUCCCCAGAAGAAAACUGUGGAGAGGAAGCUCCUCUGAAGAAAGCAGAGAGAAAAGAGAAGCCCCAAACAUGCUGAUGCAAAAGAGGCCAAUACCUCCGAAAAGAGAUUAA
Puma concolor (puma) is the source of this 462-nucleotide messenger RNA. RefSeq names its product odontogenesis associated phosphoprotein (gene ODAPH). Lineage: Eukaryota; Metazoa; Chordata; Mammalia; Carnivora; Felidae. The record is from RefSeq and is a predicted model, not a curated record. Gene Ontology annotation, biological process: positive regulation of enamel mineralization.